Messenger RNA from Kockovaella imperatae, 5085 nucleotides. RefSeq lists its product as hypothetical. The coding region runs from base 1 to 5085 and encodes 1694 amino acids. Gene Ontology annotation, biological process: regulation of transcription by RNA polymerase II. The transcript is spliced from 7 exons. Lineage: Eukaryota; Fungi; Basidiomycota; Tremellomycetes; Tremellales; Cuniculitremaceae. Gene Ontology annotation, molecular function: protein binding; RNA polymerase II cis-regulatory region sequence-specific DNA binding; DNA-binding transcription factor activity, RNA polymerase II-specific. The record is from RefSeq and is a predicted model, not a curated record.
AUGCACACUCGGGAGAGCUCGACACCAUCUGAAUUCUCGCUCCUCUCCUCACUAGACAAUCUCACCUUAUCUCCCAAUACCGAAUCGACCGACGACUCAUCAUCUUCACUGCGGCCGCCCAAUACCCUUCGCCUUCCAUUCCCUGCUGGACCCCGCUUCAACCCCUCAUCCGUCGAGCUCAGCCAUGUCUCCGGCUCAACCGGUUCAAGAGUCCCCUCUGGCUCUACCAGUCAAUCUGGCAAUCGAACAGAAUCAGAGUAUGAAAUCAUCCUGCUUCCCAGUCCUGAUCAGAGAAAGAGAACUGUGCCGGCGCCGGAUCGACAGGCUACUGCCAAGACACCCACCAAGUCGAAGCCCAAGGGCGAGGGCAAGGUAAAAGGCAAGGCUAAGAGCGGAGGCAAGAAAGAUGAGGAUAUCAUAGCUGUUGGGAAUGAGCUUGAUCCCGACGCGACCCCUCGAAAACCAAAUACGAGCAAAGGGAAAGGCACACGAGCGACGAAAAUAUCUACUUCUCUCAAGGCUGAGGCCAAAUCAAAACAGCCAAAGGCCGAUGUCAAAGAUGAUCCUUUCGACUCUUCUCCCGUCGAAGUCUCUGCUCCAGUGUCGACAGACUCUACCAAGACACACAGGAAGACUCGACGAGGAGGCAAGCGGAACAGAGCGAGGGUCGAACGAGCACAAGUGAGGAGCAUUCUCCAACCGCUGGACAAUGACUCGACACCGACGUCUUCUCCUCAACUCGAGCCUGUCCGGCCAUCUCUCAUCUCCGGAUUCAAAAAGGCAUUGUCGUCCUCUUCUGCAUCCCACGAUGUGGCUAGUGAUAUCACUUCUACACCGGACGACGAGGAGGAUUCUGAAGACGGCGCGAGUCGUUUUUUGGAUGAAGGCGAAUUGGAAGGCAUGGGACGAGGGAACAGUCCAGCGGUUACGCCUGUCAAACGGAACCCACGGGUCCUGAGCAGUGUCAUGAGCACUGAUGAUGCAAAAUCAUCGAUCGACAGUUUUCUGUCUGGCGACCCCGUGUUUAUGGCGGACAAGGCCAACAAGCUGCGAUUCUGGCAAGCGUUGUGUGUCGAGCUUGGGCUCGUCGAAGUACCUACCGAUCUCCCUGAUCUCCCCGUAAUCCCACCGUCCGAGACGAGCACGUUCCCUGAACCGAAGCACAUUGUUCCAACGUUCGACUUACCGUCGAGUCUCAAUCAAGCGAGGACGAUCCUCAAGGGCAACGCUCAUGUCAACCUCGCGGAUUACCUCGAGACGCGAAAGACUGCUGCACCACCAUACAAGCAUCUUCUCUACCCCAGCGAGAGGAGUAUGAAGCGAUACACAUCGAAGCAAAAGAGGUUUGUACCUCUUCCCAGUGUCAAGGAGGAGUGGCUCGAACCUUUACUCAAGGAUUUCGGAUUCAAGCACAGGCGAGAGCUGAGUGUGACAAAGACGGAGCCCAAACCCGCCUACUACAAGUUACAAUUUGGGGACGAUGUCACUGGAUUCUCCUACUAUGUCCGUACGCUGUCCGUCAUGAUCGGUAGAGGAUGGCCAUUGAUGUUCUCGCGUCUCGUACAGGACAAGGACAAGGAUGGAGCGAAGGGUGAGGAAGGAUGUGUAGAGGCAGGAGAGGGAGUCCCGGUGGUACAGGUGGAGGAAAAGGCGGCAGCAGACUCGGUCAAAGAGGAGGUCGCAGAGGAUGGUCAUGAGCUCGAGAGACAGGCGGAACAAGGAAAGGAUGAGCAGCCAGAACCUCAGCUCGCGAAUGACGCGAGCGACAUUCCAGCGAUCGAUGUCUCGGAACCUGUCGCGGAAGUCAUGGUCCCCGAAUCUGGUACACUUGAAUCUAACGAUAUCAAGGAGGGGUCUGAGAGCUCUGCCAGUGAGCUGGCCAAGAUCGAAGCGGACGUGACCAUGUUGGAGCCUUUGCCGGAACCUUCAACGAUUGACGCAGAUCCGCGGACUGAAGAUGCCCUUGCUCCUGCCGACGCCGCUCUGAUGUCUGGCGAUGAGGCUGUCAAGCUGGAACCUGGCCUGUUUGAAGAUCUCGGACCGCCACCUCCACCACCUCCGCCGCCCCCCUCCAAGUCGAAAGAAUCACUCUCUCAUGUGGAUGUAGAUCUCGGAUUGCUGAAGUCUGUCUCGCGUAAUCAUGCCAAGAUCGCGUAUUGGGCAGGUUUGGGUUGCUUCUGUCUUGAGAUCUUGGGUCGGAACGGCGCUUGGGUCGAUGACAGAUACUAUGUCAAGGGAUCAACUGUUCCUCUGGCACAAGCGUCUCAAAUCCAGAUUGCCACUCGUAUCUUCUCCUUCAUCCUCCCGCCAUCUGCUCUCGCUUCUCCUUCCCCUUCGCCAUAUGGAUUUGAUGCCACACCGAGAGAUACAGAGCAUGCGUUGGAAGAUGUUCCGUACCCAUACAAUCUUCCGCCUGGGCAAGUCGGUUACGCAGAGUUCUAUGGUGAACCCGGACCUGGGCCGUCAUCCCAGAUGAACAUGGCGGCUCAGAUACCUCCCACAUUCAACGCCUUUGCCGCUCCGGACGGCUAUGGUCUGGGUAUAGGCAUCAGCAACGGCGACGAUUGGGAUGACAGUUGGGAUUCGGACGAGGAUGCAGAUUCGUGGGAUGAAGAGAGUCGUCAGUCUCGCGAGAGGAGACGGCGGAAGAAGCAACAAGAGGCACAUGAAGAGGAGAACGAUGAAGAUGACGACGAUGAAGAAGAUGAGCAAGAAGAAGAAGAAGAAGACGACGAUGAUGAUGGGGAGGAUGAGGGCGAGGAGGAGGCAGAAGGCGAGGAUGAGGGAGGGGACGACGGCGGGGAGAACAGAAUUGAGAAGAGCGCGAAGCCUGCCAAAAGGCCAGUUGGAAGACCGAAAAAGGUCAAGUCAGACAAGGCCCCCGGCGGCGCCGCUGCUGCUGCUGCAGCUACAGAGGAAGACGAGACGGAUGGCAAGGCUGGGAAAGGGGGCAAAGCGAGCAAGAAGCCAGUCAAAGCCAAAGCAGCGCCUGAUGACGAAGACGUUGAAGCGGCAUCGGAGACUGGUGACCCAUCACCCGCAAAGAGCAAGAAGAAGAAAGGCGGCAAGGCCAAAACGGAGGAUGAGUCUGGUCCUACAAAGAAGAAGGAACAGGGCAAGAAGAAACGUGCAUCGAUCGCUGAAGCUUCAGCGACUCCUGCCGAGCCUCCUGCGCCCGUUGAGGGCGAGACAAAGCCUGAAGUCCCUGCUGGUCCGACAACAUUGGCAGCUGCCGAGGCCGCUGUCGUACCCACAUCUACCGCCACUGCAGCUCAAAACAAGAUUCAAGCUGCUGCUGGUGCUGCCUCAGCGACUUCUGCCGAGAUACCAAGACCGUUCUUCUGUACCGAAUUGAAUGAGACACCCGGUCGACCCGGACACAUCAUCGUCAAUGUGCCCAUCCCCCCUUCUGGUGCUGGACCUCGACCUCCACCCGGGCCCUUAAUUGGACUGGAUGGAAAACCAUUCAUUGGUCCACCGCCACUCAAGCCUACAGCGACAUUCGCAACGAUCAUUCAUCGCGCGCUUCUCUACCUCCCUCGAGGUCGAGGUACCUUGGGAGAGGUAUGUAAUUGGGUAGCCGGCGAAUGGGAGUGGUUCAGACUCAACGUAGAUGCGGGAUGGCAAAACUCGAUUCGACACAAUCUAUCACUCAACAAGGCUUUCCUCAAAGUGCCUCGUAUACCUGAGGACGAUCCAGAAUCCAAAGGAUCAGUGUGGAUCAUUGAUCCACACGAGGGGCCGGCUUUCGAAGAGAAACAACGACGAGACGCCAUGAAGAACGUGGGCAAGGACAAGAAUCCGGAUCUGAAGCGUGAGAGGGAUAGGAUAAAGACGGAAGAGCGCGCCAGGAAGCAGAGGGAUCUAGCGGUGGAAGCUGCUCAGGCUAGAGCCGCGGCUGUCGCUCACGCCAAUGCUCAACGAGCCAAGGCGCAGGCUCAAGGUCAGGCUGCCAAACCAGCGUCCGCGGUGACGGCUGCCGCGGCGGCCACCACUUCGGGCAACACGGGCGGCAGUGCGGCCUCCACUCCGACAGCUUCAACAAGCAACGCCACUUCAAACGCUGCUCAGCGUCCUGUUCCCCGCCCCGCUCAACCCGCUCAACCUGUUCAAGCUCGCGCUCAUGCAGCCAAGCCGAAUGGUGCCCCUUCUUCCAAGGGUCAAUUGCCACCCAAGACCAAAGUCGCUGUUUCGAUCCAGGCUCUGACACCUGCCAUCCGGGCCAAGUCUGUCAUCGACACCACUGAUGCCGCUGGCAACCUCUUGCCGUUCGCCUGCGAUGGCGUAACGUUGGUCUUGGAUCCAGGGACGUUUGGUCAUCUUACCAGCGACAUCAUUGACAAGUUGACAUUGUUGGGUGCGACUGCAGCUGUGGACGUCUUGUCCGCCUGGGUCAUGAACAGGAAGAAGAAUCAAGCUGCUCGAGCGGCAGCUCAACAGGCUAACAAGGCGAAUUUGAAUGCGAGCACGACCACGGCUACCACUGGCAAGGGGGCUCUGACGGCGGCUGCUAAAACCGGAACGACGCCUGCCAAUGGUCACCGUCCCGGAUCGACUGCCUCUUCUGCAUCUUCGGCGGCACCUUUACAGCCGAAAGAAGGCCCGAAAAAGGUGAUUCCUGGUCCAACCAAGCCUCUUCCUGGCCCUGCACCUCCAGGUGCGAGUCUGACCAAAGUCAUCAGUAUGAUCGCCGAAGUCGCCAACGCCAAGGGAGAUGUCAACACUGUCGGACCGAACGCCGGGGCGCUUCUGCGAUACAUUCGAGUGGUAGGGGUGGACAUUGACCUCAAAGUUGCGGAAAAAAUCUGGGCGACGGGAGAAGUACCUCCUCUUCCGCCAAAGAAACCGCCUGGUGUUGCAGGUGCAGCAGGUACGACGGCGAGACCUGGGGCAGGUGGGAAUGGAGGUAAACCUGGAAUGUCUAGUACGACGACGACGACGACAACCAGUGCAGGAGCGAAUGCAAGUGCUGCUAGCUCUGCUGCGACUGGUGGAAGUACUGGGGCUGCCGGCGUCGCGAUCAAACGGAAAGCAGAUGAUGUCACAGAGGACACGAGUAAGAAGCAAAAGGUGGACGCGAAGUGA